Molecule: messenger RNA, 1056 nt
Organism: Pleurotus ostreatus (oyster mushroom)
Lineage: Eukaryota; Fungi; Basidiomycota; Agaricomycetes; Agaricales; Pleurotaceae
Exons: 8
Coding region: 1-1056 (351 amino acids)
Molecular function (GO): catalytic activity
Source: RefSeq, a predicted model, not a curated record
AUGCCACUCACUUUGAAUCCAUCAAAUAGCGACACCCGCAAGUUCAAGGUCGCAGCCAUACAGGCCGAGCCCGUGUGGAUGGACUUGAAGGGAAGCGUAGAAAAGACCGUUCGGCUCAUCAAAGAGGCAUCUGCCUCUGGUGCGAAAGUCAUUGGCUUCCCCGAGCUAUUUAUCCCUGGUUACCCAUGGACCCCUUGGGCGAACGACUUCGUUACCUGCCAACCCGUUCUCAAAGAAUACCAGGCAAAUGCCUUGGCUGUACAUUCCCCUGAAAUGAAGGAAAUUUGUGAAGCAGUCAAGGAGGCAGCCGCAACAGUUGUCCUCGGAUUCGCUGAAACUGACGGCGGCUCGCUGUAUAUUGCCCAAGUCACCAUCACAUCCAACGGAGAAAUCGCGAACCACCGUCGAAAGAUCAAGGUUACACAUUAUGAAAAGACAAUAUUUGGGGAUGGAAGUGCUCCAUCGAUCCAUAACGUUGUGCAGACGGAAUGGGGCCGCGUCGGAAGUCUGAAUUGCUGGGAACACAUCCAGCCAUUCCUCAAGUGUCACUUCUAUGCACAACACCCACAGAUAUUCGUGGGUGGAUGGUGGCCAGCCUUCCUUCCUUACCAGGGAGGAGCUCCUUACAUUGUCAGCGGCGAGGCGUCCAGCCGCAUGUCACAGUUGGUAGCGAUGGAAGGCGGGUGCUUCGGCAUCGUUGGCUGCCAGGUCGUCAGCGAGGCUGGUGCCGCAAAGAUGAAAAUGACGGGCUUCCCGUGGUUCAAGUUCCCCGGCGGAGGUUUCUCUUGUAUUUAUGGCCCUGACGGUUCUACUCUCACCGAACCAGUGGACCCAGGUGUCGAAGCGAUACUUUACGCGGAGAUCUCGCUCGAUAAAAUCGCCGAAGUCAAGAUCGUGGCGGAUACUACGGGCAACUAUUCCCGGAAUGACCUAUUGCAUGUCGUGGCCCACGGAAAGAACUGGGAUAGAGUGAAGUACGAGGAUCCCGAGGAAGCUGCCGCAGCAGCAGCGCAUAGCCGAGAGAUAGACAACGUGGCUAGUGGGAAGUCGUUCUGA